Messenger RNA from Homarus americanus (American lobster), 773 nucleotides. RefSeq lists its product as uncharacterized. The record is from RefSeq and is a predicted model, not a curated record. Lineage: Eukaryota; Metazoa; Arthropoda; Malacostraca; Decapoda; Nephropidae. The coding region runs from base 30 to 470 and encodes 146 amino acids. The transcript has 4 exons.
UCCGUUGCCAGUAUAAAAGAGCUUGCUGGAUGUUGGUCCUCAUACUACUUCUGACAAGCAAGAUGAAGUUCCUCGUGAUCCUCUUCUCCCUCACCGUCCUGGCAUGGGCUCAAGAAGUCCCAGAGUGUGACUGUGGCGCCUUCAUUACUGAGGCUGCAGAGGAGGAAGAAGUGUUCCCCAUGGAGGCCUUCGAUGUGAAAAACUGUGAAGAUCAAAAGGAUUGUCAUGAUAGAUGCCGCACAGAGUGGGACGAAAUAACCAACGAAGGAGACCUGAAUUUCGAGCUUCCCGACGGCAAGACGGUGGGCCAGAGUAUGUGUGACGACCUGGCUGAGGAGGGUAAAGACGUCGUUGGGCCAACUGAAGUGUUCCUGUACGUGAGGCUCUGUGAUGGCCCGUGGGAGGACGACGGUGAGGCCACUAUGGAGAUGCUGUGUUGUGACGCAGGUCAACACGAACCCUGCGAGUAAAUACCAGCACACAGCCACCCCCUGAGACUUUAACAGCAACAUACAACGAGCCACUUACUAAGAUGUUUACUAUGGCAAUAAGUUUACUAUUAAGAUAAUGAUUCUGCAACGACUUCGAUGUAAUUGCCAACCUUUACUACCAGAUCAAAUUAAUGUCAUACUUUCAUCUACUCCAGUUUAUACUAAACACUGAUUCCCAACAUUGAUGUUAAGAAAUAUAUGUACCUUCACUUAGCCCCUUGUCACAUACACAACAUCUUAGGCAAUAAGCUAAAUACUGACAUCAAUAAAACCUUAACAGCU